AGAAGGCCCAGCGCCGGCCCAGCCCGACCCAGACCCAACACAGAAAAUAUCACUGCUCGCACCACACACCCGGGCGGCAUGGCGGCGACCUCGCCGCCGAUGACGUCUGUCGCCGCCGCCGCGCUUGUCCUAACCCCUUCUCCAGCUCUCAACCGUAUAUCCUUUCCCUUCUCCCGUCGUCACUGCCGUAGUGCUGCUCCUCCUCCUCGGUGGAGGCCCACGCGGUGCCGCGGGAAGCCCGGUGUCACGGAAGUUGUAGCCGAGAAGGAGACUUCGCCGGAUGGCGAAGAGGAGGAGGUGCGCGGGCGCGGAUGGUUCAUGGUUGAUGAGAUUGGUAUGGACAUCCUCACCAUCGCCUUGCCUGCUGUGCUCGCCCUCGCCGCCAACCCCAUCACGGCUCUCGUCGACACCGCCUUCGUUGGCCAUGUCGGUUCGACUGAACUUGCUGCCGUUGGAGUAUCCAUUUCUAUCUUCAAUCUGGUAUGCAAGCUGCUCAAUGUGCCAUUGCUCAAUGUCACCACAUCCUUUGUUGCCGAGCAGCAGGCAGUGGAUGCAGCUGAAAUUUUUAGUCCUCGCAUAGGAAAUGAAAUUUCAAUACCCCAAGAGAAAGCAAGUAAACAAAGGAGGUUUCUUCCAGCGGUCUCAACAUCCUUGGCUCUAGCUGCUGGCAUAGGAUUGAUGGAAAUGGUGGCACUGAUACUUGGGUCUGGGACACUAAUGGACAUCGUUGGUAUACCUGUCGAUUCAGCGAUGCGUGUACCUGCAGAGCAAUUUCUUACUUUAAGGGCAUAUGGUGCACCUCCAGUCAUAGUAGCACUUGCAGCACAAGGUGCUUUUCGUGGAUUCAUGGAUACAAAGACACCGUUGUUUGCCGUGGGUGUUGGUAGCCUAGUGAAUGCAUUGCUGGAUGCCAUAUUUAUUUUUCCACUUGGUCUAGGUGUAAGUGGUGCUGCAUUGGCAACUGUGACUUCAGAGUACUUGACAGCAUUUAUCCUCCUUUGGAAGCUGAACAACAAAAUUGUUCUGCUCUCAUGGAAUAUCAUUGGUGGAGACGUUGUCCGCUACCUAAAAUCAGGUGCACUGCUAAUUGCAAGAACCAUUGCGGUAGUCCUGACAUUCACACUGUCGACAUCCCUGGCAGCCAGGGAAGGGUCUGUUCCAAUGGCUGGAUAUGAGAUAUGUUUGCAAGUGUGGUUAACAAUCUCUCUGCUCAAUGAUGCACUAGCUCUUGCUGGUCAGGCUCUACUCGCAAGUGAAUACGCAAAAGGAAACUACAAGAAGGCCCGCGUUGUCUUAUACAGAGUUCUCCAGAUUGGAGGCAUAACUGGUGUAGCACUUGCUACAAUCUUGUUCCUUGGGUUUGGAUAUUUGUCCUUGCUGUUUACAGAUGAUCCAGCAGUUUUAGAUGUUGCCCAAACUGGAGUCUGGUUUGUCACUGUUUCUCAACCGAUAAAUGCUGUUGCUUUUGUGGCCGAUGGGCUCUACUGUGGUGUUUCUGACUUUGCUUUCGCGGCGUACUCUACAUUAUUUGCUGGAGCUGUCUCAUCCGCAGUACUGCUUGUGGCCGCUCCUAAGUUUGGUCUUGGUGGAAUCUGGGCUGGCCUUGCUCUAUUUAUGAGUUUGCGAGCAAUUGCUGGUCUGUGGAGGUUAGGGAGCAAAGGUGGACCAUGGAAAAUAAUCUGGUCUGAAACUGAGUAAACAAAAAAGAUAGUUAUGUGUACUCAAUUAUUCGACUAAUUUCUUACAGUCAACAUCUAAAGGCAAGUACAGAACGGCAAGCAAGAAAGCAGAUAGCUGGUAGUCAUUGUCCAGGACAAGAUUUUCUUUAGGAGAUGACAGGGUAGCUCAUGUGGUGAUUUGGUUACAACUUACAAGUAGAUAUACUUGCUGCUGCCUCUAGAUAGAUAGAUAUAGAUAGAUAGAUAGAUAGAUCUCUUUGGUGUUGACUGGUAUAGGAAGUUGAUUCGACUUGUACAGUGCUGUGUUAUAGUAGAAUGGAUACCCUGUCAGUAUACAAGAAAGCUGAAAGCUCAUAGAUACAAACACAUUCAGAGCCAUCCGUCCAUGUAAAUAAGUGAAUCUUUUCCUUGGGAGAAGCAUAUAUAAGUGAAUUCUUCCUCUC
Oryza sativa Japonica Group (Japanese rice) is the source of this 2122-nucleotide messenger RNA. The record is from RefSeq and is a predicted model, not a curated record. NCBI's taxonomy places the organism in Eukaryota, Viridiplantae, Streptophyta, Magnoliopsida, Poales, Poaceae.